AUGAUCGUAUCUGUGAGGCUUCUUCGCCUCAGGAAGAGGCUGGCUAGCUUCUACAAUGUCAGUACUCAAGUGGAAAUAUUGACCAAGAAGUGAGUAUGAAUAACUAGCUCUCUAAUUUUUGCUAGAAAUGCUAAAUGAGAAGCCGAUGAUGCUUAUGAUGCAUCCAGGAAAUUCUUGUUGGGUAAUCUUGCCCAAAUGAAGUAUUUGAUUCCUGAAGCCAUUUCUGCUGAGAAGAUCCUCGUUCAUGACGAGUCAAGCCUCUGCAUGAAGCCGGAUCUUAAGAUUUUUUUAACAGUGGAUGCUGUCAAGAGCUUAUGGAGCUUGCAGCAAGCCUCAAAUGCCAACUUGUGCCAAUUUUUUCGAGCCAGACUCCUGGAUUUCAUAAAUUCGCACCCAGAGGUAUUGACUUUCAUAUUCCCCUUUUAUCGUUCGGUGGAAUAGAUUUCAUUUUACUCUCAAACUUUGGGAACAGGAUGCUGAUAUUCCAGAGGCGCCUCUACCGGAUACAUCAAGCCACAAAAACUUUGAGAAGUCUUCCAGUCAGCUGCCCGUGGCAUCACCCGUUGACCAAAUCCAGUUGGUUUCUGCUGAUGAGAAUCCUUCACCAUUGGGUGUUGCAUCUCACUUUUCCCCGUCUUUCAGCAGAUACCUUUCCCAGAAAGUUCUCGACCCUGAUGAGCGAAUGGCCGAGCCAUGUUCUUCCUCCGUGUCAAGGAUCUCUGAUAUCGCAGUACGUGAAAGCAAUGAGGAUCCCGAAACUCAUCUGAAGGACGGUUCCCGUUCCUUCUCUCACAAGGCAUGCCCUACUGAAGACAUAUCAAGCCCCAUGAAGCUCAUUUCAGAGAAGUGUGAAACCUCAGUCAACGUCAGUCAACUUGAUGACAAGACCCCUGUGAAACCGAUCUCGAUGCCGGUCAAACUGAUGACAGAGACGCCGGUGCUGUCAACGCCUAAAAGACCAGUAGGCACCCCCGAUGUGAAGUUAACCAGUCAAACUGUGACGCCAGGUCUUUCUGCCCGUAGAGCCUUACUCUACUCUCCUUCAAAAUCUGAUGAAGAAGGGUCAUCUCUUCAGGCCGACGGCAGUCGAGAAACCAGAAGAUGCCAUGCUGCUGAUGUACGAUUCGUAUGCUUCCCUGGCUUGGUGACCGACUUUUGCACGGGACAUUAUCCGAUUUAGUUUACCCGUAAAGUUGACUUUUUCUUGUCUUGGGAGAUCUUUCUUUCUUCCCCCCGUCGAGAACCUUGACUUUUCUUGUCCACCGGGUUCAGAAGAUUGCAGCAUGCACUGGGGAGCAUGUUGACCUUGGAUCAAGUGGCAGGCGAGCUCUGGCGUCUCUGCCAGAUACAUUUGACACCAUCACCUUCGUCUUCGGUGGGUCAAACUCAUCCUCAAUCACAAAGCAGGAGCUCGUGCACAAGAUCAUCUCCUACAACUUAAACGUAGAGGAUCGACGUAGAUAAUCUUUUCUUGGACCCUCUCUCUCUCUCUCUCUCUCUCUCUCUCUCUCUCUCUCUCUCUCUCUCUCUCUCUCGCUCUAACUCUCUCAUGGUGACAGGCGAAGUGGAGGAGCAGCUUAGCUUGUUGGAGGAGCUGGUACCAGAUUGGAUUUGCAGCAAGAUGAUUUCCACAGGAGACUUAAUGUACUGGUGAGUGGGUGGGUCUCCCACAGACAAUUUACGGCGGGAGAUUCUGUAAAUUUUUAUGAUGAAGAUCCCACUAGUCCUCUCUCGUACUGAUGAUAAUAAUUAAUUUCUAUGAUUUUCCCUACCCAUGCAGCAUCUCGAGGGCAUCUGAUCCGAAAAGUGUCCGAGCGAGGCUCGUUGAAGCUCUAUGA
Spirodela intermedia is the source of this 1838-nucleotide messenger RNA. NCBI's taxonomy places the organism in Eukaryota, Viridiplantae, Streptophyta, Magnoliopsida, Alismatales, Araceae. The record is from the annotation of a GenBank genome assembly.